Enterobius vermicularis (human pinworm) is the source of this 1533-nucleotide messenger RNA. The record is from the annotation of a GenBank genome assembly. Lineage: Eukaryota; Metazoa; Nematoda; Chromadorea; Rhabditida; Oxyuridae.
AUGGGAAAGUUUUGUCAAAUGUGUCAGAAACAGUGUCGUGAUCAGAACGGGUUUAAAUGUCAUUUAACCAGCGAAUCUCAUCAACGUCAGCUUUUGCUCUUUGCUGAAAAUCCUAAUAAUUAUCUCAGAGAUUAUAGCCACAAUUUUGAACAAAAUUUCUUGAAGGUUCUACGUAGCACUUUCGGAACAAAACGAGUACGAGCAAAUGAGGUUUAUCAAGAAUAUAUUAGAGACAAAAUGCAUGUUCACAUGAAUUCUACUAUUUGGCAUACAUUGACAAAUUUCGUGCAAUAUCUUGGUUCAUCUGGAAAAUGCAAAAUAGACCAGACUGAAAAAGGAUGGUUUAUUGCUUGGAUUGAUCAAGAGGAAGAAUUGAGAAAACAGGAGGCUGCUCACAAAGUGAAGGUCCAAUAUGAUGAUGAACAACGGUUGCAAGAAAUGUUAGAGAAGCAAGUUGAAAAAGCUAAAGAGCGGUUAGGUGAAGAGGAAACGAACAGAAGCGUGCCGACAGAAUUGUUAAGGGAUUCUGAUGGCGAAAAGGUCGUUUUCGCGCUAGGGAUGAAGAAACCGUCAGUGAAAGAGCUUGGCAUUCGACUUGCUGCUCCAAAUUCACUGCUGCAAGGUAAGGUGAAAAAAGAACUUGGUGAGCCGGGCCCAUCUUGCGAAACAUAUCAUGUAAAAACCGAAAAAGGCUCACAAAGAGACCGUGAAUCAGUCGAUGGCUCACGCGAGAAAAAAGAGUCAGAAUCUAGUAAGAAGAAACGGGCUUUAGAAGAAAUAAUGGAAAUGGAAUUGAAAAAGAAGGAGAAGAAAAUGAGGAAGGAUCAUUGGCUUUGUGAGGGUAUUGUUGUCAAGAUUAUAACAAAAAAGUUUGGCGACAAGUUUUAUAAAGCUAAAGGUGUUGUCGACUCACUGGUUGACGAUUAUACUGCUAAACUUUCUGUUGAAGGAGUUACCCUCGAGUGUAAUCAGCAGUACUUGGAAACCGUAAUUCCUGCAGAAGGCAGGACAAUGUUGAUAGUUAAUGGCUUAUAUACUGGAAGAAAGGCAACGCUAAGGUCGAUUGAUGUCAAAAAUUAUUCCAUGGAACUUCGUAUAAAUGAUGGACCAGAUAAGGGAAAAUGUAUUAAGUGCAUGCCUCCGAAAAAGGACCAAAAGAGUAAAGCUAGUGGAGGAGGGUCCAAGAAGGACUCAAGGGGUAGUGACAAUGUUGACAAGUCGAAGAAGGAAACGAAAGGGGGUACUGCUGUGAAAGUCAGGCAUAUUCUAUGUGAAAAACAGAGUAAGGCACUAGAGGCAAUAGAGAAACUGAAAAGUGGGAUGAAGUUUAACGAAGUUGCGGCAGCGUACAGCGAGGAUAAGGCUAGAUCAGGAGGUGAUCUUGGCUGGAUGACUCGAGGCUCAAUGGUUGGAGAGUUUCAGGAUGCUGCAUUUGCGUUAGCCAAAAGCACUGUUGACAAGCCAAUUUAUACAGAUCCGCCAGUGAAGACAAAAUUUGGAUACCAUAUCAUUAUGGUUGAAGGGAAAAAAUAA